Molecule: messenger RNA, 903 nt
Organism: Python bivittatus (Burmese python)
Lineage: Eukaryota; Metazoa; Chordata; Lepidosauria; Squamata; Pythonidae
Source: RefSeq, a predicted model, not a curated record
AUGCGAAGGGAGCGGGAGGGGGAGCCGGACGUUGGACCUGUCUCAGAAGAUAAAGUCGGUAAAAUGGCUCAGACCAGCUUGCUGCAAGGGAAACAGUUUUAUUGCAGAGAGUGGGUUUUUCACAAGCUUCAGCACUGCCUCCAGGAAAAGACAAGCUUCAGCAACAGCUCUGCCAACAAACCAUCCGUUGUGCUAAAUUCUGGGACUAAUGCUUGUGUUGUCCCUGGCAAGGGAGCAUCCUGGGGUGUAUUGUUAGUAGGAGGUCCGGGUAGUGGCAAGACAGCUGUUUGUACUGAGUUAUUGUGGCCAAGCUCACCUGCAAACUUACAAAGAGGUUUACAUCACCAAGCACUAGCCUUCCAUUUCUGUAGGGCACAGGACUCUGAUACUCUCUGUGUGGGGGGGUUUAUUAGAGGCUUAGUUGCCCAGAUCUGUCAGAGUGGACUGAUUCAGGGUUACGAGGACAAAGUGAGAGAUCCUGCUGUUCAAAGUCUCCUGCAGCCUGGGGAAUGUGAGAGAAACCCUGCUGAAGCAUUUAAAAGGUGCAUUCUACUCCCACUUCUGGGAACCAAGGCCCCCCAACAAAGUUUCUUUCUCUUGGUGGAUUCAAUAGAUGAGGGGUGCAAUAUUGCAGAAGGUGACCAGACAUCUGCAGGCUUAUCUGGAACUAUAGCUGAGCUUCUAGCUACUCACUAUGAGUAUUUUCCUCCAUGGUUGCUGCUGCUCUGUUCGGCUCGAAAGCAGAAUAAAGCUGUUACAAAGUUGUUUACUGAGGAAAAGGUGAAAGGGCUGGAUGUCGACCCUUCUUCUUUAAGACUCCUCACUGAAGUUGAAGAGCACAUAGGCAUCACAGAGAGAUCUCUCUGUGAAGACCAGCAAAAUGAGAGCACCAAGGAGAAAAGG